AUGCAGCGACUCUGUGCUCUGUUAAAUAGGGCGACGUUAAAGAACAGAUGGCGGUACGCUAUGUGAACUAAAUGUGUAUUAAUAUGAGUAUUUCUAAAGGAUAGUUUAUGAUGUAUCUUAUUAGCAUACUUUGUUUACGUGGAUACGUAGACGUUUAUGGCUCCCAGUGGUCUUUUAUGUUAAUUUCUCAGUUUUAGCCAAAUCCAACUGACUUCAGUUAAGAGAGAGAUCCUGAGUCCUCUUGUCAUUGUGGUCAUUUGGGGAGGUGCUGGAGGAAAGGGACAGGACAGAAUGCAUUUUGUGAUUCUGGGCUAAAUUAAUGUCUCAUUCUUGUAUCUGUCUUUUUCUUGGUCACUUAUAGCAAAUGGUCACUGAGCAGAGGAUCAUAACCAACAGCUCAAAUUUGCCAAGAAAGUUACCAUUCCUAAAUUCACCAUCACCUGAAUUGCCUCUGUAUGCUUUUUGCUGCCAGAAAAUUGUAAAAUUCUUUCAGGAAUUGCUUUUUUUCAUCUUUCAGCUGUGUUUUUUGCAAGCUGCUAUCUAUUCCUUUUUAUUCUAUCAAAGAAUAUCUCAGAUUUUUCUACUUCAGGUAUCUGUGUGCGCCUUACUUGCUUCAUGCUCAGGGAGUUUGUUGUAAUUUGCUGCCUUUUUAUAUUUGCUGUUUUGUUCCCUUCUUUAGUGUUUAAUGCACUAGUUGAUGUUUUUGUGAGGUCAUCAUCUGAAAAGAGCAUGUCAGCUGGUCACUCUUCUGUUUUUCUCGCCCAUUUGCUGACUUAUUAAACUGAAGAUUCAGAUUAAACCGAAGAUCAUUUCUUUCCUUCUGAAUCCUUGUGUAUAAUAGGUCUCUAUCACCUCAUAUUCAUGAUCUGGGAAGCUCUCUGGCCAAAAUCCUCGACCAGUUGUCAAACAACCUCCUUCACCCUCACCUUCAUUUCUCCCUGAGCACAGUGAGCUUGGGCUGCCUGUCAGUGUAUCUGGACUGGUGGUACUCUCAGCGUCUUCACUUUGACCUUCACUAACUGAUGUUGGCUUCUUCUCUGCAUUUGGGUUAUAGGACCUGGCUCAGUACACAACAAGUACCAUGACUCGAAUGGUUUUUCAAAAAUAAGCCAGCAUUACCCAACAUAUCUUCUGUACUGACCCUCUGAGCCAUCUUUGCAAUGGGGUCAUGAGUCAGAUGAUGCCACAUCUCUGCUGCAGGACAUGUUAUAUUAAGUUUAAUCUUGUAUCCAUUUGACACAGUCUAUUUCCAGUAACAGAAGAUGGUAAUAUUGAUAUAAGUCCUUUAUUACAAAGUUAAAUGUAAAAAUAAAUAUUAUGUCAAAACAAUGCCAUAACAUUCAUGAAGCAAUGUUUAAAGUUCUCAUGCAAUUAUUCAAUACAAACUGAUAAAAUAUUAACAAAAGCCAAGAGGUUAAUAAAUAAUAUUAAAAUAACGCUGGUACAGUGGUGGUACACGCCGGUACAGAGUCAGCCGGUACAGAGUCAGCCGGUACAGAGUCAGCCGGUACAGAGUCAGCCGGUACAGAGUCAGCCGGUACAGUGUCAGCCGGUACAGAGUCAGCCGGUAGUGGUCCUACUCCUGUGUUUGUAAAUCAUGCAGUGAAACGGCAACACACUAACCUGUAUUGUUGAAGAAUGUUUUGAUAGAUUGGGAUAAAGCAAUUGUCCUGGCCUUCCUCUCCUUCUUUCAUGAUGUUUUCGGAACCCAGAAUUCUGUUUUCCUUUCCCCGACAUUAUUUACUCAGUCCAAUUUCAGCUCCCUCAUCGAUUCUGUUGAACUGGGUGCGACUUUGAUUAGGUCCCUCUGAUGUUUGAGGUGAACAGUUAAUAUAUCCAAUCACACUAAAACGUUUUUAAGGAGGGGAGAAGAGCAGAUAUUUAGAAAACUUUCAAUUUUCUAAAUAAGUUUCAAGUUUCAUUCAAAUUUCAGGCAAACAUCUUAGGUAAAUGCAUCUAUUUAUUAAUCAUAAUUAUUUACUGAACAAGAACCUAUUUAGUAUAACUACUGCAUAUCAGCAAAUCAGUUCUGACUGAUGCAAACACCAGGAUUAUUGUUCAUCCAGCCACGCAAAAAACACAGAGUCUACCUGAGGGAGUAAAUGCAUCAUCAAUAAGGGACGUCAUCACUAUUGUAAGUUAAACAACAUUAUUCUAAUAUCCUCCUAUUUAAUAUUUGUUUGUUAUGUUGUGUUUUAAACAUGUCAGUUUAGUUGAAAUGUAACGUCCCACACACUGUUUUUCUUUUCAGAGGUUUGGAAUGCAGUGUUAGCUUUGCAUAUUUGCAUAUAGCAGUCAAGAGGUUCUCUUGAAACACUACAGGUUUUGGAACACUAAAGACUGUUUUGAGAUUUAAUGUAAGGUUUUAUGAUUUUUAAGUAUUGUUUUAACAGCUGUGAUACUUGAUAGCUCUAGCACAUAUUUGUUUGAAACUCUGAAGUCUUGUUUAUUGCUGCAGUGUUUUAAGAUACUCUGCCACUUUGUUACUCCAGCUAUUUAAUGGCAUUUGUGUUGUAUUACUCCAGCUAUUUAAAGGCAUUACAGUAAAGAUUAUUUUUGCCUCUUUUUUUACCUUUUGCCUCUAUUUUCUUUUCUUUUAUUUAUUUAAAAAAUUUGAUAACUGGAGUAGAACUUCAUUUUCUUCCAAUUUUUGCAUUUCAUGCUGACAGAAAAUGUGUUGCGUGGCAGAAUUGUGAUUGAUUUUUGAAGUGAGAGACAUACAGGAAUCUGUGUGAGAUGUUUGAAGGCAAGGUUUAAAGUUUUAAAUUAAAAGGUGAAAAUUAAGUUGAAAAACUGAACAUUUUAAGGCAACCAGCUUUAAAGCAGCUUUUUUGAGUUUAGUUCAGUUUUGAGCUAAACUUCAGGUCUGUGUAGUUGUGCCCACUCUUAUUUUUUUUUAACGUUCACUUAAGCCCCUAUUUAACUUUAAACAAACUCAUAAUGACUUACUGAGACCUACUUUCUGAGGAAGGUAGACCUAAUUAAAUCAGCAGUUUCAGUCAAUUUACUAAAAUGAUAUAAAGCAUCUUCAACCACAGAAGUCUUGAGUAAACUCAAAAUUGCUUUGUAGCCGGUUGUCUUAACUUUUUAAGUUAACUUUUUUAUUUUUUACAGUGUGUGUAGGUCUGAGCAUAAUUCUAGGAUCUUUGUGAUGAGGGGGAGGUUUGGUUUAUUUAUCAAUUAAGUUAAGAAUAUUAAAUAAUCUUUUAUGAAUUUUAGGACACAUCAGGAGUGUACCUCAGAUUCAUUUUAGCCUUUAUGUCAAGAGUUAAUGUUAUUGUCUAUGUUUAAUAGUUUAUUUGAGGUCAGGAUUAAGUGUUAUUGGUUCAGAUUAGGUACUGUAGUGGAAAAUUUUAAAUAUAACCUCACGAGUGUUAUUUUAGAGAAAAAGAACUGUGUGCAUGACCAAAGCAAGAGAGCAGAUAAUUGUGAUUGCAGAAGGAAAGAAACGAUUGAUAAGGCGAAAGACUGUUGGCAGUUGUGUUCGAGCAAGAAGACUUUUGUGAGCUAAUUAGGAGAGAUGGUUAUUUUCAUGCAUGGGACUGCUGUUUUGGCAGUAUUAUAAAAUAUUGUGUGUCUUUUCACCAGUGCUGCUUGAACUUUAGAGCUCAUGGAGACCUGCUACAGCAGAAAUCACUAUUAAAAAGCUGGGGGUUUUUUUGGUCUUACUCCGGUAGUCACUCAUGUUCAUUUGGCUUAUAUCUGGAAUUUCACUACAAUUAUCUGGCAUUGUUGACAGGAUUCUGCAUCUGGGUGGAAUUAAGUGGACGCAACCCAAAGCUUUUGACUUUGUCUCAUCCACUGUGAUUAGUCAUCUAGUGGAAGAGAACCCAGGGAGAUCACGGAGUCGAAUCAUAAACUUUGAAGAAGGUUGGUCAUUUUUUUGAUAAUAUCUGAUUCAUAUCUAAAUGCUCCUAAAGAGACAAAUGUAGACUUGGGUUUGUCAAUGGUCUGGACUAUGGUAACAUUCAGAUUAACUAAAUAUAAUAUAGGAACCCUAGUGAGGGUUUAGAACCUGACAUUUUAGCUGAUGAGCGGAAUGUAAAGAGUACCUUCAGAUGUGAAAGUGGUUUUGGUACAGAAUAUCAGAUAUUAAAGCCUAUUAGAGUAACAACAAAAGUAAACAGGGCCUGAGUGUAAUCUUAGAGCAGGAUAUUUUGGGUAGCCCUAAUGCUAAUUAUGGAUCUGAGAACAAAUUAUGGACCUGAAUCUGUUUUACAGUUAAUCUGGUGGGUGACUGAGUGUGGUUUUCCCUAGAAUGAGAGUUUUAGUGGUAGACAAAUAGAGCAAUUAGAAUGUAGAUUAAACAGAAAGAGACAGAAGGUAAGUGAGCUAAACAGAAGCCAAAUUGGUUGGCAUUUAAUCUGAGGAAAGCAGAAACAGGAAAGCAUGCCAGUAAGUCACAGAGAGGUCAAGAAAAGCAGGUAAUUACUUUCACUCUCUUCAGUGUUCUAAGUCUGUUUCAGACAAUCCUGAUCAAUACUGAUCUAAAGGGGCGGCUCAGGAGGAGAAGGACCGACCUGGGUUGGGUGAGUCUCAUUUUCCUAUGCUUUGCAAAGAAGAAAUGCUUAAGCUAACCCAAGACUUAUCCCAAGAAAAGGUUGAUAAUGUUAUUCAGUUUUUAGAAGAUACAUUUUUUCCAGAAGGUACAUAUGCUAAAUGCGACCUGUCUGUGUUUGUAAAUGUUACUGUGGAAAAUACGCAUUUUAGCUUUUUGGUAGACUCGGGAGCUGGUAAUUCGGUCAUUAGGAAAAGUGAUUUUGUCACAUUGCUACAAUUGAGCAGGAGGUUUCUGCAUUCAUUUUGGCCUCAGGGGCCACGGUAAAAGAGAGGUUCUCAGUUCCGCUGAAAAGUAGGUUUGAAGCCCACAUUUUCCAACACUCAUUUUUGCUGCCAGACUGCUUCCCAAUAAAUCUGCUGAGCAGAGAUUUGAUUUGUAUGUUAGGUAUUUGUCUAAUUAGCACCGUUCAGGAAGUCUCAUGGCAUGCCAAGGGGUGAAAUAUGACCUACAACUCAUAGCUAAAGCAUGUUCUGCGAGUUUGCAAGUUAUAAUUGUUGCUUAUUGGACUUUUGUCAGACCCAGAACCCCAGAAAUGUUUAAACCAGAGUAAAACCUUAAACCCGGGAUCUCGUACACCAGAGCCCAUGGCACGAACUACUACCCCACAAGCAUGACAGUUGCAUAUUGGACUUUUGAGAGAAAGAUUCAUAAUAAUUGUUGAUACAUUUUUAUAUACUGGUGCCAAGCACUGUAGCAAAUUUAUAUUUAAAUUAAAAACUGAUCCAACCAGUGUGUAAGAAUGGACCGGCGCUCUACAGGUCUAAUGAAAGGUGUUCAAACUUUGGAGAUUUUUCUGCUGUUGAUCUGGCAAAAGAUCAGAAAAGUUAAUUAAUAACAUCUUUCACAAAUGCUGAAGCUAUUUUCUCACUGUUUCAAUAUGUUUCAUUCCCAAUGAUGAUGCCACUUGUUGAACACUAGGAUUAAUAGUCAGUUUCUGCAAAACAUUAUACACAUGUGUGUACGAGUGUGUGUGAGGGGUGUGUGGGGUGUGUAAGAGUGUGUGUGUGAGGGUUAUGGGAUGUGUAGGAGUGUGUGAGGGGUGUGUGGGGUGUGUAAGAGUGUGUGUGAGGGGUGUGUGUCUGUCCUCACUAUCCCCUGAAGGGUCUUGUGAUCUGAGACGGUGCAGUUCCCAAACCAGGCAGUGAUGCAGCUGCUCAGGACGCUCUCCAUGGUCCCUCUGUAGAACACAGUCAGGAUGGGGGAGGGAGAUGGGCUUUCCUCAGCCUCCUCAGGAAGUAGAGGUGCUGCUGGGCUUUCUUGGUGAUGGAGCUGGUGUUGAGUGACCAGGUGAAGUUCUCUGCCAGAUGAACACCAAGGAAUUUGGUGCUCUUGACGAUCUCCACCGAGGAUCUGUCGAUGAACAGCGGAGAAUGGUCACACUGUGCUCUCCUGAAGUCAACAACCAUCUCUUUAGUCUUGUCGAAGUUCAGGGAGAGGUUGUUGGCUCUGCACCAGGCUCAUUACACCUGUUCAUCACUUCUGUUCAUUAUUCCUGUUCAUUAUACCUGUUCAUUACACCUGUUCAUUAUACCUGUUCAUUAUUCCUGUUCAUUACACCUGUUCAUUAUACCUUUCAGUCAGAUAGUGUUAGAGUGUGGACGCGGCGUUCCUGGACACGGACAUAUCGACAUAGGCACACACUCUGUGUCCUGCUGGGUCCUGCUUCUCCGUGGUGAUGACGGCAUGCGGUUAAAAAUUUAUAACAAACAAAUUAAAAAGUGGGGGGGACAAAAACGGGAUUUUGAAAGGGGGGGGGCAUGUCCCCCUGUCCCCAGUGUUGUGUGUGUGUGUGUGUGUGUGUACUUUACCUAGCUUCACCACAUAGGUUGAAUUUAAACGCUGUGAAAUAGCAGAAGGGAGUUGACCGUAGCAUGGGUAAAGCACAGGUCAUUAGUUGUAAUAUUUUUAAUGACUCCUGGUGUGAUGCCCCUCAGUGCUGUAAGUAUAGCACACCCCUUUAACCUGCUCUGAGCUUCAGCUGAGUUCUGAUCUGUCUCUACAACCGGGUUCAUUCCACAGAGAUAUUUUCUUGUUCCUGGGAAAUAAGUGUUAUUUCCACAUUCUUUAUAACCCAAAUAAAGAGAAAAAACCCAUCUUAGCCAUGAAAGUUUGGGUUAGUUUUGGGCAGUUUUUUUUGUAGUAAAAUGGGCUAACUUUGAGGUUUUUGUUUUUUAAAAGCCCAAACCCAAAGUUCAAGGGGCUUAAUGGCUUUUUUUUUUUUCCAUCAAGAGUAAUUGGAAAAUGUCAUUCACUACCCAGAAACAAAAAUCGUGUUACAUAGCGUAAUUAACAACACUGGGCAUGAAAAAUCUUAUAAAACUCGUAUAUAUAUGACGUGCAAGAGACCAAGAUGGCGGCUGCGGUGUGGUGUUGUAGCCUGGCAGUUGCUGUGACUCCACUUUUAUAUCUAGCUUGCCGUUUUCUUUGUCUCUAUACACAUUUGUCAGAGGACAUUUUAAACUUUACUCAUAGACUUAAACGUUGCAAUCACAAAAAAUUUGAAUCAACGUUACUUUUUUCUACGGCUGCACUACCGGUACGUCUUGUGUUCAGAUUCCUCCAUGUGGAUCAGCUGUGCUCUAAAAACUCGAGUAGUCAUGCUGAUCAGGGGAGAAACUGUUUAUAUUCUGGUCUUCUCCAGUCAUCUACUCAUGCGGGAAGUUUUCAUCAUAAUCUCUUCGGAUUCUACAUAAUUUACUCCUCUGUCUUGGACUAUGGACAGGCAGUGAUACGGAAACACACCACUAGACAGCGGGGUUUCUCUGUGCCUUCACGAAAAACUCAUGAGUUCUUGCUUAUUUUACUGCUGCUCUCUGGGGACGUUCAACUAAAUCCAGGACCGGUUAGUCCGAGAAUACAGCUGGAAUCUGGAAUCUGGAGUUGAGCCUCGUUUGGGAAAAAUGUCGGUGGCGUCUCACGAUGAGGCGAGUACCUGGUGUUUUCCUGUAGAUUCACCCGGCCCAUCAAACAGCGAAGUGUGUUUAAUUAACAACGUACAUAAUGCUCUAGUGCACACUAUUUCUACACUGAUCGGUGGGGAUUUUAAAACUACCGAUGCUCCAGCGACUCAGUUUAACAUCUCCUUGUGUCGAAAUCCUGCGGUAAGAAAGCAGACUGUGUCUAGAAUCUUUCAGACUGUUAAUCACCCUGUAAUUAAUAAAAAAAAAAAGUGAAACUGAGAGGACUUUUUGGUGGACACUUGAACAUUAGGAGUAUUGUUUCAAAGAAUGAAUUUUAUUAUCUAAUUCAAAUUUGGACUUCCUUUGCAUAUCUAAAACGUGGUUGCAUCAAUUAUCUCCUCCAAGUGUAUUCAUGAUGCCUGGCUAUCAAUGUUUUAGAUGUGAUAGAUUCUCUGGAAGGGGAGGGGGAGUGUUAAACUAAAGAGGAAAAAACUGAAAACAGUUGUAGAUAAGUAUCUUUUAAAUCAGAUAAUUAAACAACCCACAAGAAUUGCUAAAACCUCUAGAUCACAGAUAGACCUAAUAUUCACAAACAAACCUGAAAGGAUAAUUAAGAGUUAUAAUUUGAUCACUGGGUUGUCUGGUCACAAUGUAACCUCAGCUGUUCGGAAACUGACAAAAUAUAGAUUUAGAAACAUUACAACACUUCCACUAAGGUUUUCUGUGGUAUACCUAAAGGACAGCUACUCGAGUUCAAUGAGGAAAUAGCCAGCUUAAAGUGGGAUGAUAUAUUAUCUUCUGAGGAUAUAGAGCAUGGUUGUAACAUUCAUCAACAAGAUUAAUUUUGUAAGGGAUAAAUUCAAUGUAAAAAUUCAGAAAAAAGUCAAAAAUAAAAAUGUUACCCUGGUUUAAUGAAAACAUACUGAAUCUGAUGAAGAACAGGGACUCUGCAUUAAAAAUGGCAAUUAAGACAGGAAAAGAUACUGAUAGGCUUUGUUAUAAAGGUCUGCGAAAUAAAGUUAUUCGAGAGUUGAGAGUAGCCAAAUCAAAUUAUUAUCUUCAGCAAUUGAGUGAAGCAAAAGGAAAUAGCUAACUGAUAAAACUGGAAAAAUGUUAAUAGUCUUUUACAGAAGGAGAUCAUUUCUUCAGAGGAUCUUAAGAUUAAAGUUCAAGGUAAUUUAAUUAUAGAUGACUAUUGUGACUACUUUUAAUGAUUACUUUAUUAAUUCUGUUAAUGUACUGGGGGAGAAAUUUGCAAAAAAGGAAAUAAAUAUUUGAUAAACUUUGAUAGUCAAAGUUUUAACUUAGCCAUGACUAAUGAAAUGCAGGUUAACAAAGUUAUUGCUUCAUUAAGAAAUACUAAAUGUAGGGAUGUUCAUCAAUUCGACACCAAGUUUCUUAAAACUCACAAAGAUAUUUUAGCUCCUGUUAUUUCUCAUUUAAUUAAUUUAUCAUUUAAAUAUAGUGUUUGUCCUAUUGCGUGGAAGCAGUCCAUUGUUUCUCCUAUCUUUAAAUCGGGGGAUCACUUUGAGGUUAGUAACUAUAGACCUAUCAGCAUACUACCACCAGUGUCUAAGGUUGCAGAGAAGAUAGUUUUGGAACAAUUGACAUCUUAUCUUAAUACAGCUAAGACUGGUUUACACUGUAUGCAAUUUGGUUUCAGAAUAAAUCAUUCUACUGAAACAGCUACUUUAUAUUUUACAGAGCAAAUUAAAUCUAGGCUUGAUAAAGGUGAAACAGUUGGUGCUAUAUUCUUAGAUUUGCGUAAAGCCUUUGACUCAGUUAAUCACAAUGUUCUUCUCUCUAAACUAUUUAAUUUCCCAUUUUCAUCUGGAGCCUUAGCAUGGAUUUCCUCAUAUUUAUCAAAUAGACAGCAAUGUGUAAAAAUUAACAGGGUUCAUUCUAGUAAUUUAAACUGUAAAAUGGGUGAUCAAUAUUCAAUAUUGAUCAAUAUUAGGCCCUUUACUAUUUAGUCUGUAUAUUGACCUUCCACAGCAGUGUGAAGGGAUACAGGUGCAAAUGUAUGCCGAUGAUGCUGUUGUUUUUACACAUGCGAGAACAGCAGUGUUGAAGAUAAAAGUCGCUAUGGAAAGGAUUAAACAGUGAUUGAAGCAAUCGUGCCUCACUUUGAACACUGGUAAAACAAAAGGGAUGUUUUUUCUAAAAUGAAUAUUUGUUGCUCCAAUGUAGAUACACUAUAUUGCCAAAAGUAUUCUCUCACCCAUCCAAAUAAUCAGAAUCAGGUGUUCCAAUCACUUCCAUGGCCACAGGUGUAUAAAAUCAAGCACCUAGGCAUGCAGACUGUUUUUACAAACAUUUGUGAAAGAAUGGGUCGCUCUCAGGAGCUCAGUGAAUUCCAGCGUGGAACUGUGAUAGGAUGCCACCUGUGCAACAAAUCCAGUCGUGAAAUUUCCUCGCUCCUAAAUAUUCCACAGUCAACUGUCAGCUGUAUUAUAAGAACGUGGAAGUGUUUGGGAACGACAGCAACUCAGCCACGAAGUGGUAGGCCACGUAAACUGACGGAGCGGGGUCAGCGGAUGCUGAGGUGCAUAGUGCGAAGAGGUCGCCAACUUUCUGCAGAGUCAAUCGCUACAGACCUCCAAACUUCAUGUGGCCUUCAGAUGAGCUCAAGAACAGUGUGCAGAGAGCUUCAUGGAAUGGGUUUCCAUGGCCGAGCAGCUGCAUCCAAGCCAUACAUCACCAAGUGCAAUGCAAAGCGUCGGAUGCAGUGGUGUAAAGCACGCCGCCACUGGACUCUAGAGCAGUGGAGACGCGUUCUCUGGAGUGACGAAUCGCGCUUCUCCAUCUGGCAAUCUGAUGGACGAGUCUGGGUUUGGCGGUUGCCAGGAGAACGGUACUUGUCUGACUGCAUUGUGCCAAGUGUAAAGUUUGGUGGAGGGGGGAUUAUGGUGUGGGGUUGUUUUUCAGGAGCUGGGCUUGGCCCCUUAGUUCCAGUGAAAGGAACUCUGAAUGCUUCAGCAUACCAAGACAUUUUGGACAAUUCCAUGCUCCCAACUUUGUGGGAACAGUUUGGAGCUGGCCCCUUCCUCUUCCAACAUGACUGUGCACCAGUGACCAAAGCAAGGGCCAUAAAGACAUGGAUGACAGAGUCUGGUGUGGAUGAACUUGACUGGCCUGCACAGAGUCCUGACCUCAACCCGAUAGAACACCUUUGGGAUGAAUUAGAGCGGAGACUGAGAGCCAGACCUUCUCGUCCAACAUCAGUGUGUGAUCUCACAAAUGCGCUUCUGGAAGAAUGGUCAAAAAUUCCCAUAAACACACUCCUAAACCUUGUGGACAGCCUUCCCAGAAGAGUUGAAGCUGUUAUAGCUGCAAAGGGUGGACCGACGUCAUAUUGAACCCUAUGGAUUAGGAAUGGGAUGUCACUUAAGUUCAUAUACGAGUCAAGGCAGGUGAGAGAAUACUUUUGGCAAUAUAGUGUAUAUCUAUAAAUGGUGAAAAGAUAGAAAUUGUCACAGAGUUUAAUUAUCUUGGUUAACGUUGGAUUCAAAGCUUAGCUUCAAAAAGCAUGUAAAGAAAAUGGUGAGGACUAUAAAAUAUAACUUGAUAAAUUUCAGACAAAUUAGACAAUGUCUUCCCACUGACAUAGCUACGUCUCUCAUGCAUGCUACAAUUUUUUCUCAUUUGUCAUAUUGGGUGACAUGUUGGGGUCAAGCAGGAGAAACAGUUACUAAACCUUUAAGAUCUCUUUAUAAACAGACUUUAAAAACUUUGGACAAAAAGCCCAACCAGUAUCACCAUUGUAGGGUUUUGCAGAAAUAUUAUAAUAAUUAUAAUAAAUAAUUAUAAUAAAAUUAUAAUGUAAAAUAAGACAAAAAUAAAAUACAAUAAUUACCAAUAUCGUUUGAUUUCUUUAUGUACUGCCUAUAUUCCCAUUUUCCACAAUGUCUAUGUAUGGUUUCUAUAGCUGAAAUGGGAGCACUUGAAAAUAAAAAAUUUAAUAGAAUAGUUAUUUUUAUCAUAUUUAUCAGUCUGAUCAUGGAUAUAGGCAAACUGGACCAGUUUUUCAAUGCUUCAGUUAUUCUGUCUAACAAGUGGUCAUAAUUUGUGGGGAUUAUUUCUAAAUAUUUAUAAAUUAUUUCUGAAUACCUAACAUUUUCCGUAGUUGUCAAAAAAUGGAGUAUUUGUUAUUGGACUCAACAUCAAUAAUGAUUUGGAAUUACUAAUUUUAUAUUCAGAAAACGUCCCAAAUUUUCUUUUAAUUUUAUUGUAUUUUAUUUAUUGUACUUUUAUUUUUUUGGUUUUAAUAUUAACCUUAUUAAGCUAAUCAUAAUGAAUCUGGGAACGUUCCUAUAGUAAAUAUCCCACAUACAUGCCAAGAAGUUGUUGCUGAAAUGUUUUACAGAACUCUACUGGCAGCCCAUCUGCUCCAGGUGCUUUACCGCUACUAAGAUCACCUAUAGCUUCAUAAUGUCUGUUGUUAAUGGGCUGUCUAGUGCUAUUUACUCACCUUCUGAUAUCUUCUGGAAUUGCAGCUGGUCAAGAUGCAUUUUAAUGCACUGUUCUGUUAUCUACAUACUUUGAUUUGUGUAGCAAUUCAUAAAAGUCUUUAUAAUGACUGUAACUCUGCUGGGUCCAUGGUUAUAUUGCCAAAUUUAAUCUUUAUAAUAUUAAUUGUUCUUUCAGCUUACAUUUUUGUAGGCCAAUAAUUUACCUGCGUUCCUCACCUGGUCAUAAUGUUUCUUUCAUUCUUGUGUGUCCUCACAUUAGACUUUUUGCUACUUUAUCAGCUGUUAAUUUAUCAUAGUUAACAGAUUAUACAAUUUUUCAGGGUUGUUCAUCAAUAUCAAUCUCUUGAACUUUUUAAUUGGGUUUUCUAAUGUUAAUAAGUCCUAGUUGUGUGGUCUGGUUCUAAACUUGUAUAACUAAUCAUUUCUCCUCUUAUAUAAGCUUUCAAUGCUUCCCAUCUAACCCUAGCUGUAGUUUCACCCUUAUUCAGAUCAAAAUAGUUAUUAAAACAAUUCUUCACAAAUUUGACAUGCAGUAUUGAGUAACAGGUAGACUUGUAACCUCCAUCUUAAUCCUUUAAUCUACCUAAAUGAAUUUCCAUAGAUAUUACUGCAUGAUCGUUAAUGACUACUAUCGUACCAGCAUUCUAACCCUAACUCUAGGCAAUAAUUCAAUAGAGAUUAGAAUGUAUUAUGAGUAUGACUUUUAUAUGAGCUUGAGUAUCAAGAAUAUUGUCUUUUGUCUCCAAACCCCAAUUAGUCUUAGAUCCUGAAUAUAGUUAAUGGAUAUUUUUCUACACUGUAUUCCCUAACAGUAUAACAAAUUCAUUAAAAAAUAAGUUAAUUGUACUUAAAAUUGUUUAACAGUUCAUUUUUAAGUAUUAUUAUUAUUAUUAUUAUUAUUAUUAUUAUUAUUAAAAACAGCGAAUAAUUGUCUUUAAUCCGUGGGUUGCAUCAUGGCAUUCUAUUUUAAAAAUGAUAUGAAGAAGAAGAGUCUUGAAUUGCGGUAGUUGGUACGAAGUUCUUACUUUCUUUACAUUUGACGUAAAAAUUACUUCCAAGAAGCCACCGAAGGCCACGCAGCAGAGUAAAGAUGGCGACGCUAAGAGUGAUUCCCUCCCCAUCUACUGCCAGUACUAUACUUAAUGCUAGUGCUGUAACGAUUCAUUCAUUUUCUCGAUGCAUCGAUUAAUAAUCCUGGCGAUGCAUAUGCAUCGAUUUUGAAACAUGGAGUUUUGAAUCGUGAAUCGUAUAAACAUACGAUUCAUGAUUCAAAACUCCAUGUUAAUUAUUAAUUAAUUAACUCAAUUAUUAAGAUCUGUUAAUAAUUGAGUAAAAUAAUAAAAAUCGAAUGAAUCGCGAUUAUAUGAUGAUGCAUAAUUAUAAAAAUAAAUUAUAACUUUAAAUGAGUUGAAUCUGCGUAGUCAUGUGCACCCUCACUACACUGGCGAGGUGGAUUACGUCAAUACUCUUCAAUUUGCGCCGUUUGCUGUCAUUCACAUAUGCUCACUGCACUAUGGAGGGCAACGAGGGAGAGAUUUGCAAGCCAAUAUGAGAUCAAAGGUUUGGGAAUACUUCAGUUUUAACACAAAAAAUGGAAAGAUUGACAAGUCCGUUGUAGUUUGUAGUCGUUGUAAAUGCAAGUUAAAGUAUUUUGGAAAUACAAUAAACCUUAGCAACCAUCUUCGCAGACGCCAUGCCAUUAAGGGAGAAAUACCUGCAGCUGCACCUACGGCAGCUAGUAUUUCAGGGUCAUAUUUGAGAAGUCCUAACCUAUUUGGUCAAACUCUUCCCGAAAACUCCAAUCGUGCUAAAUCCAUAACUGCAUCUAUUGCAAGAUUUAUUUGCAAAGAUAUGCGCCCCUAUAGUGUUGUGGAAAACACCGGUUUCCGAGAAAUGAUAAACAUUUUAGAACCACGAUACAAAAUUCCCAGCCGUCAGUUUUUCAGUGAAAAAUAUAUCCCGGAAUUGUAUCAGUCUACGAAAGAGGAGCUGCAGCUCAAGCUUUCUCAGUGUACCCGUGUUGCCUUCACCACUGAUUCUUGGACGUCCUGUUUGACAGAGUCUUAUGUGACAAUCACCGCACAUUUUAUUUCCAUGAACUGGCAAAUGCAGAGCUUCGUUCUUCAAACAAGGAUUCUAAACAAAGCCCACACAAGCAGCAACAUUGGAGAAUUGCUGCGUGAUGCCUGCUCCGAGUGGACAAUUGCAGACAAGAGUCCUGCUCUUGUUACUGAUAACGCUCGCAAUAUGAUUGGUGCAGGUAAAGUUGCUGGAUUUACCCCCCGCAUCACUUGCUUUGCACAUACUCUUAAUCUGGUGUCUCAAAAGGCCGUGAAAGUGAACAGUGUAGAGCGAUUGUUGGGCAAAGUAAGACAUAUUAUCUCUUUUUUCCACCGGAGUCCCACUGCUACAUGUACUUUAGAAGAGAAACAACAAAUUCUCGGCUUGCCAUUACACAAACUUAAGCAGGAUAUUUGUAUUAGGUGGAAUAGUUCCGUGGAAAUGCUGGAGCGUUUCUUAGAACAACACACCGCGAUCUUGGCAACACUUUUGUCAAAGAAUUUGCAGAGAGGUACAGAAGUCCGCACUCUCCCUGAAACGGACAUCAGUAAUGCUGAGGACAUUGUGAAACUGAUGACACCCAUUAAGAUAGCUUCUACUAUGAUGUGUGAAGAAGAACAGCCAACUGUGUCAGUGAGUGCGCCUCUCCAGGCUAAACUACUGAAACAUCUCAAGCCUUGCGAGGACGAUACAGACAUGACUCGAGAAAUGAAAUCCGUGAUGACGGUGGACUUUUCAUGUCGGUACACAAACUCCCGCAAAGUUCUGCUUAAAGGUAAGAGAUCUCUCUAACUGUCAAUAGCAAAAGUAUUGCAAAUGCACUGCAAUCUUUAUUAUUAAGAUAUCAUUGCUGCUUGUAUUAAAAUGUUUAAUAGCACAACAUUGUUCAUAAUUUUAAUAAUUUAUUUGCUAGCAUCCACAUUGGACCCCUGCUUCAAAGGGGUUCCCUUUCUAGAAAAUGAGGAAAGAGAAAUGAUCUUCAUUAAACUCACUGUUGAGGCCUCAGAUAGUGUAUGUUUGCAACUUCCCUUAUUUUCAUGAACUAAAUGCUAGCUAAUUAACUAUAUUCUAUUAAGGAUUCUAGGAUUGUAAUAUGAUGGUCCUAGAUUGUACUUGUUUUAUUGAAAUAAUAGUCCUGUCAUGUUUAUAAUUAUAUGACUUGACUGGAGCUAGUAUUAUUUAUUUCAUUUUGUUACAUAUUCACGUGGAACAGCAGGAAGAUGCCAUUGAAGAGAAACCACCAAACACAACUGAAGAAGAUGAGAUGCAUCAGGCAAAAAAAAAAUGAAAGCCAUGGAUUUGCUCUUUGGCAACAUCUUUCAGCAGGUGGCAGAGACCUGUCCCCUAUCAAGGUCUGCUAGUGAGAUUAGCAGAGACGAGGUACUCAAAUACAGAUCCAUGGCUCCUCUGGCACUGACUGAAAGUGCACUGGACUGGUGGAAGUCCCAUGAGACAGAACUACCAAUCCUUACAAAGCUGGCAAGAAGUUAUCUUUGCAUUCCUGCUACCAGGGUGGCUUCAGAAAGAGUUUUCAGUACUGCAGGAGACAUAGUAUCUUCUCAGAGAAGCAGUUUACGGCCAGAUUUUGUUGAUCAGUUAAUAUUUUUGAAAAAAAAUCUCAAGUAAAUAGUGUUGAAAAAGCAUGUCAUAGCCAUUUGUUUGUUCUACUCUCUUGCUGCAUUAACUACCGAGUUUUAAUUGAACUAUGUGUGAUAUUACUGCCAGUUGCACUUGCACUUUGUUGUAUUUCUGCACUUUGCAAUAUUUCCUAAAUGUUCUGGAUGUAGUGUUUACAAUAAAAAAAACUUUUGGUGCAUUGAAUAUAUUGAGUCCUAUGAAGCUAUAGUUCUGGAUCAGGUUGCUAGGGUUAGGUCAUAAAUUUCCCAAAAAUGGAAUUUAUUUGCUCAGAUGCAGAUGCCUAAAAUAUACAGAAUCGUUAAUUGAAUCGAAUUUCAUUGUGAAUCAGAUCGAAUUGAAUCGUUCUGAAUUAGCAAAAAUCGUUUUUGAUUCUAAUAGAAAAACUUUGAAUCGCAAUUAGAAUCGAGUCUACCCAAAGAUUCACAGCCCUACUUAAUGCCAUCGAAACACAAGGUAAUAAUUUGAAACGACUGAUUGAGGACAUUACGUUGUCUAUUAAUAAUCACCUCGAUGUGCUGGAUGCCUUGCUGGCAAGUGUUCAGUCCGAACAGUCAGGUGUAAAGAAAAAAUUGGAGGAUUUGGAAUUAGCCAUGACUGGUUGUGACACACGCCUAAAUGAAGUGGAGAGAGUUUGUGAGGAGCUGAGCUCUGAAAACAAAUUUCUUCGUGCUAAAGUAAAUGACCUGGAGGGCCGUUUGUGUCGGCUUAAUCAACGUUUGCUGUUUGGACUCAUACAGCAUCCAUUUGCUACGGAGGAUCAAUUUGUGAGCAAGUGAUGUAAUGCUAAAUUUCUCCAAAUCUUUUCAGAUGAAGAAACAAACUCCUGAGAGGCCUGAGAGUAAGUACAUUUUCAUUUUUGGGUGAAGUACUCCUUUAAUAUACGAAUGUGGCCAACUUUUUUGUACAAGUCUUCAAAAUAAUAAAUGCUAUUUAUACUGCAUACUAUAAAAAAAAUGUAUACAAAAUUCUUUGCAGGAAGCAUGUACAUUUACAUACAUUUAAACUCAAAUGUAUGCAUGUCAAUAUAAUUUUAGAUUAGGGUUAGUGAUUAGUUUUUUUCUUAAUAAACUUGUGCACAUUCCGAUAAACAUGCAUUGAUGAUAAACCUUUGAUUGCUGAUCAUAAUACUCUAUUUAUACCUGUUUUGUCACUAGGUGUCUGAUCAUCUUAUUCGAGGACACUGAUCUUCAGCCCCCCAACUCCUUGCAUUUGACUUCUUUGAUUGGAAUAAUUCUUGAAGGCCAAGUGGUGAUGGACAAAAUGCAGGACCUCCCACAGGCAAUGUGUCUUCUCUUUGGUCUAAUUUACACACUAGACCUAAAUUACCCAAAAUCACUUGCCAACACGUUUGAUUUCAUCCAGCGUGUACUAAUGUCAAUGGGAGAGAAUGCUCUCAAGCCUAGAGUGCAGUCUCUGGCAAACCAGCUUUUUGUUUAAGAAACGCCACUGUGAGACUUUAACACCAACCUUUGUUUUGGAUAUUUUCCCCCUGUUACACCUCUGUAGUGUGGUUGUGACUCAAUAAUAUUUCCAUUACAGUAUAGUAUAUACAGUAUGACACUAUAGUUGAGUUUGUUUUAUUAUAGUUUGCUAUGUUUGCACAAGGCAUAAAUGGUCAAAUGUUAGUGUGGCUGUGACCUAUUUCCAUUUCAGUAUAGUGUGUACUGUAUUUUUAUUAAUAUUGUGACAUUG
Hemibagrus wyckioides is the source of this 17324-nucleotide messenger RNA. Its product is annotated as E3 SUMO-protein ligase ZBED1-like. Bases 13482 to 14786 code for a protein of 434 amino acids. Gene Ontology annotation, molecular function: DNA binding. The transcript has 2 exons. Lineage: Eukaryota; Metazoa; Chordata; Actinopteri; Siluriformes; Bagridae. The record is from RefSeq and is a predicted model, not a curated record.